This is a messenger RNA of Periconia digitata, 441 nucleotides long. The record is from the annotation of a GenBank genome assembly. NCBI's taxonomy places the organism in Eukaryota, Fungi, Ascomycota, Dothideomycetes, Pleosporales, Periconiaceae.
UCCGUCCACGGCCCACCUACCCACAUUCGCUAUGGAUUAUGGAAUAUAGUACUAAAGCAGACCAAUAGGAGGCGAGCCUUCACCACCCGGCGUCUUCCGAACCUGCACCCCAGAUACACUCAAACACACCUUCGUCGGCCUGCCAUGCCGGCUUCAUCACGGCUCUAUUCCGCAAUGUCGAUUCUUUCUUGCUCUGCCGUCCCAAUCUCCGUCCCAUCCUCCAACUCGUGUAGCACCAGGUACUUGGGCGAUGCUUCUGCAAUCCCUUCGUCCUUAUGCUGCACCCUGAAAAUCAUUCCGUGUAUCGAGCUCUUCCUGCAAUCCAUCAACUGUGACUCAUGGUCGAUAUGCUCAUCGCAGUGCCGCCGAUCUCUCUCGUCCUGCUUGGGCGCUGGCUGUAGGGCUACUGAUUUGAUCACUCUGCCAAUCCCUGGUGUCUGA